CCUUUUUUGUUUCAUUGUCACGAAGCUACGAGCGGAUUGCUGGUUCAUCAUCCUUCCCCCUUACUCAUUAUAACUCUUUUUAUUCUCGUGUUAUCAUAAUCUUCGCCUCUUCUGUUUUCGCAUUCGUCACAUUGCAUAUUUGGCGUCCCACUGUUCACAUCUCUAUCCGUUUUUCAAAACUAUCAUGGAUUGUUUCAAAGACAAAUUCGUUGAGGGCCAGCUCCUGGACGGGCGGUUCCGUACCGUCGCCCCAUUGAACCAUGGUUCAUUUGGAAUGGUCUUCCUUGCAAAGGACAAUUGGACCGGACAAGAUGUUGCCGUCAAAUGCUUGACCAAGCCUACAUCCGCAGAUGCUUCAACCUUGGCUGUCGAUAUGUCUUCCGAGGAGCUUGAGUGCCACAAGAAAUUGAGCCAUCACCCCAACAUCGUCAAUCUCAUUCACUCCUUCGAGACCACUACUCAUACGUACUUGGUUUUGGAGUAUUGCUCCAUGGGUGACCUUUACGAGGCCAUCCGCGUCAACCGUGGCCCUCUUGAAACCGAGCAUGUUCGUGACUUUAUGUUGCAGCUUCUCGAUGCCGUGGAGUUUAUGCAUUCGAAUGGCCUUUAUCAUCGUGAUAUCAAGCCGGAAAACAUCUUUUUGAGCCAAGAUGGUUCCAUGAAGCUCGGCGACUUGGGUCUUGCUACUCGCAAUGCUAUCUGUCAUGAGGCGUGCGUUGGUAGUGACCGCUACAUGGCCCCGGAGCAGUACGAACCGCCUCAAGGUGGCUAUUCGCCAGCCAAAGCUGACAUCUGGGCCAUUGGUAUCUGCCUGCUCAACAUCUUGUUCGCCCGCAACCCCUUUGUCACGCCAACCGAGUCCGAUGUCUUGUUCGCAGACUACGUCAGGGAUCGCCAGUCCCUUUUCGACAUCUUCCCCAACAUGUCUCAGGAUACUUUCGAGAUUUUGCGGAAUGCAUUGGCCCUUGAUCCAGAGAAGCGUACUCUAUCUGGUGUGCGGGAAGCCAUCAUGCGUACAGUCAGCUUCACCACCGACGACGAGACUUUGGACGAGUUCUGUACCGAGGAUCGUGACGUUGUCGCAGCCAGUGCCAACCGUGAGCCGCUACGCACUCCUUCAAUCCAAUCUCCUCACAUCAGUGCUGGCGACAGCUUCCCUUGGGCCAAAGCUCUCCAAGCAAGCCCUCAACAGCCUGUUCGUCAAUUGUCGGCUAUUCCGGAUACCGAAUACUACUCGGAAGACCUGUUCCCUCCUUCGGAGACAGCUGGUACUUCCUGGUACUCGGUUCACCCAGAGACACCUUCGACCGCUUCCAUUCUGGAAUCCGCCAUGGGUGCUUCGUACAAUUCCCUGGCAGCCCGUCCAAUCCAGUCUCUUCACUCUGCUCGCAUCCCCAUGAGUGGGUCCUUGCCUACUCAUGUUGCCAAGCCCUUGCCUGCCAUGUCUCUUGUCUUUGGCAACAAAGGUAAACGGGAUCAGAUUUCCAAGAGCUGGAGCGACCUCUGGGAUGAAGAGGAGGAGGAGUCUGAAAACGAGGACCUCACAUUGCAGCAACGCCGUGAGAACAAUGCUCGUAGCUGGAGCCAGGAUAGCAAGGAAGAUGUCAAGGAAGCCAGCAGUCCUAUUCAGCCAGUAGGUGUUUUUGAACAGCAGUUGCCGUCUCCUAUUGCCAGGCCAGCUGUAGAGAAAUCUGAGACUCUGUCCAAGUCGGUGCCGCUGCCUAUUUCGCCAAAACCUCAAGCAGUGACACCAGUCUCUCAGACACGUCAUCGAAACGCUCGAUUCACCGGUACUCCUAAGCGUUCCGUUGUUGAUAAAUGGGCUGCACUUGGUGAUCGUCGCCGGAACUAUCGUUCAGAUGAAGAGACUGUUCCUCGCCUCAAGAAGCAGCGUUCCAUGAAUCUGAGCUGGAGACGCGAAUCUCCACCAUCCAGCCCCCAGUCAUGGCGCAACCCUUUUCUCGACAAGGAAUGGCGUCCGAAAGCGAAGUUGAGCAGUGACUAUCACGGCAGUGUGGACGAAGACCUCGAUUUGGUCGGCGGGUGGCACGAUCUUCACCUGUAGUUUUAUACCAUCGCAACUCAUUUUAUUUUUCUUUCCCAAUAUUCUAUCACGCAAUCCCCCUGCUCUCCUAGACUCGUGCGUGAAGGGUGCUCUUGCUCAGUGUUUUCUUUUGACCUUGAUUUAUUUUUUUUUUCUUUAUUUCUAUAUCGAUCUCUACUCGACUUGUCGCCUUUGCUUUACUACUCUUCACGGGCGACAUCCCGCAUCGGUUUCGUCGCGGGCGAUGGAAAACGGAGACACCGUGUCUUAUGUAUACUACGACAUCACUUUCGAUGGCACGGCGCAAAUGGAAAAACAAAAAAGAUCGUUUUACGGGGCAUUGGAGCGGUAGAAGUCAGCGUUUUCUUCAGACCGGCGUUAUUCUUCAUGAAACCAUUUCACCAUAUUCUUAUUUUGUUGUUUGAGCACAUUUCUUCCUACGGUCAUUGAAAAUUGCAGCUUGUAGUCACCUUUCGCAUUGAGUUUUGAGAGUCCUCGGCAUUUUGGUGCUCCAUCAAAAAUGUCGGCAAGAAAGAGAAGGAAGUGCUUGUACAUUAGCACCUGGACGUCUGCCACUGCUCUAUUCUCUGCGAAUAGGGUAGUGGAAGGAGAAAUUUUUGGGAUUGCGGAAUGCUUUUUUGUUUUUCAGCUGGCUUAUUUUGCAGCGGUUCGUCAGUCGAUUUAGAUCUUCCUGUCGUUUCUGGUCACCUAGUUUGUACUUGGUGUGCUUUGAAGUCGAUUGGAGGAAGGGCCUGUAUUGUAGGUAGCUAGCUAGAUCAUUAUUCUUUUUCUUGAGAAAGAAAGGAAAAGCAAAUGGACAGUUUUGAAAUUGGGAAUUCUGCCUUCAG
Messenger RNA from Talaromyces stipitatus ATCC 10500, 2892 nucleotides. RefSeq names its product serine/threonine protein kinase, putative. The record is from RefSeq and is a predicted model, not a curated record. Gene Ontology annotation, molecular function: protein serine/threonine kinase activity; ATP binding. Gene Ontology annotation, cellular component: cytoplasm; autophagosome. Lineage: Eukaryota; Fungi; Ascomycota; Eurotiomycetes; Eurotiales; Trichocomaceae. Gene Ontology annotation, biological process: autophagy; protein autophosphorylation; autophagosome organization. Bases 185 to 2065 code for a protein of 626 amino acids. The transcript has a single exon.